AUGCAACUCAGCUGCCUGUGUGGCCUGGCUCUGUUAUCCUGGAUCACCUGGACUGCCUGUUGGAUGAUGUGGGUGAACAACUGCCUUCCAAUAAUGAUGUAUUGCCUGCAACACCUUCUAAACAUUGGAAAAGUCAGUUAUCUGCAGCAGUGGUUGCUGCACAAAUGGCAUUAUCUAGCCAUCCUGUUGGACAUGGAGGCCCCACCUGAGCCAAGGGAUUGUGUCCUGUGUGGAGUGGAUGGAAUCUUCUGGUGCAUUGAGUGUGCCCAUUGGCCAGUCUUCUGCACCAUGUGUUGCCAGGCAGAACACAAGCACCAGCCAUUCCACAGGGUGGAACAAUGGAAUGGCACAUUCUUUGAGGAAUCAUCCCUGCAGCUGGCCAGUUUGGUACUGCAUGUUGUGCAUGGUGGGAAGCACUGCCCAGCUGGUGGUUGUUCAAAUGAUGAAGUCACAGCUGAGGAGGAAGAUGAUUGGGAGGAUAUGCCCUGGGGCAGAGGAUUCACACAUACAGCUGAUGCAGGCUGGGAUGUUUCCUACUACCACAAAGGCCACAAGGACUGCAUUUACCUUCCAAGACAAUGUGGAAUGUGGUACAGGGAACUGCUGAGAGUUGCUAGGAUGUGGCAGCUCCUGAAACUACUGAAAUGGCAGGGAUCCCACAUGAGUGCAGAAGAUACCAGCCCUGGGGAAUUAGUGUUAUUCUGUCUGGCAUGUCCUCAGCCCAGCAUCAACAUUCCUGAAGAUGAAAUGGAUUAUUCCCACUUGGUAAUGGAUGGGAAUUUCAAGGCAGAGCAUAUGCAUCCAAAGGAUGCUGGCAGCAAAGCCUGGUUGAUGGAUGGAAAGGGGUACAUGGUCACAUCACAGCCAUACAAGGAAUAUUUGAGUGGAACUAAAAAUGUGGUUGAGAUCUUGGAUUGCAGCAAUCAUCAGGCAGUUAAUCAAGCAAAUGCCAACUGGCAGCAGCUCACAUCUACAGGAAUAGGUGGAUGUGCCUGUGCAUGGCAUGGCUGUUUUGUGCUGCAUGCAAUGGUUGACUUCCAGAAGGGCAAACAGCAGGUUAACAUGGACUAUGUGCUUGUGCAUGCCAUCAGGCAUGGCACAGUCCCUGGCCAGCAAGUGAUACAUUUCUAUGAUAUUAACUGCCAGUAUAGCAAAGAUGGCAUGCAGAUCUGCCCUGGCAUUGGGUUGUGGCAUGUUCAUGGCCACCGCACAGAAUGCUUUGCACAAUAUGCUCCCAAUUUCAUUGUGGGUGCUGGCCAGGUGGAUGGGGAGAUCAUGGAAACCUUGUGGUCCUCCCUGAAUAUCAUUUCCCCAUCUGCUAGAGGCAUGGCUACUCCCCAUCAGCAGGAGGCUACAGCAAUGAGACUCAAGCAGAAACUCAAGGUUGCUGAGGAAUCUUAUUUAGUGGUUGAAGGCAGGUUUGCUGAUUUGAAUGGUAAUGUCCCACUGGCAAUCAGCCAAUCAUGGGGGGAAGAAGCAGCAGCAGCAUUGGAAAACCAGCUGUCAAGGCCACAGGCCAUGGAUAUAUAUGAGGUCAGGCUGCAGAAAGGAUUUGUGCUGAGUGGUAUUGAAGCUCCCUCUGCAAAGGCAAUCAAGAUAGAUUUACUGGCCAUCCCCCAGCCAGGGCAUUCACAGGGUAUGGUGACCUGGAUUGUGAAGGCAUUGAAGAUAGAGGAAGCACAAAUCCAGCUUACAGUGGCAUGCCAGCACAUCACCUCAAGAGUGACAGAAGCUCAAAAUCUCACCAUUGCAUGUCGCCAUGAUUGUCUCCAGUCCCAUAUACACAACAUUUUUGACACUGCUGAAAAACUAUUUGGGGACAGAUUCAAGGAUGCCAAGCUGUGCCAGUCAUCUAACCUGCAUGAUCCAGAAACCAUUGCAUUGCCACUGCCAUCCAAUCAAGGACAGGCCAAUGAUUGUCUUCAUGAACUGUGGCUUGUGCUUGCAGAGAAGGCAGUCAUCUUUCGAACUGACAUUCACCAUGGAAGUAAUUUCCACAUGGCCAUGCAUGCCUGGGGAAGGGUGGCCAAUGCCAAAGCAGCAGUGCAACAUCAUGCUGCUGUGUACUGCCAGUGCUGCAUUCAAAUGGGCAGGUUGGGGGCCAGGCCAGAUAUCCUGGAGCAAUACAAAGAGUUGAAUGACUCUGACCUAACUAUCAGCAUGGCAGUAUCUGACCCAAAUGCCAGAGGUCACAGAGACAAUACCCUACCUUGGAUCUGGACAAUGGAUGUACCAAGGGACAUGGCUGCUAAUGAUUGGAUGUCAGAAUUCUACAGGGUCAAUUGGCUCUGGAUGAGGGCACUGCAGGACAGAUGGAAGGAGGAGGUUCAGCUGUUGAAAUGCAAGCAGGAGUGGACUAAAAACUUCUUUGAAAACAAGUAUGACAUCUCAUCUUUCAUGCCAUACUUGGGAAUAAGGUUUCAUUGCCUUGUCACCACCAUGAAGAAGCCAGAUUGGAUUAAGGAGUGCUGUGUCAAACUGGCCACUACCAUGUCCCAUGCAUGGUGGCAGAACAACAGUGGCAAAGUGGAAUUGGGAUAUGAGAGGAGACCUCUGUGGAAUGUAAUUACAGAAGCUGCAGAAUUUUUCACAGGAGUAUCAAACAGCAGCAUCUUGCUACCACUGCUUAUUAAUUCACAUCCAUCACCCACUGCUGAACACACUGCACUACAUGUGAUGUGCACAGAAGGCUUGAAGGAUAUUGAUCAAGAGUUAUUGUAUCUUUCCAAGUUAAUCUUACAUUCACAGGAGCAGAUGUCAUCACUGGAAGCUGUUACCCAAUCUAAACUUGCUUUACAGGUUGUAAGGGUGGAGUCAGUGUCAAACACGUGGGAAUGA
Molecule: messenger RNA, 2838 nt
Organism: Pisolithus orientalis
Lineage: Eukaryota; Fungi; Basidiomycota; Agaricomycetes; Boletales; Pisolithaceae
Exons: 18
Coding region: 1-2838 (945 amino acids)
Source: RefSeq, a predicted model, not a curated record